Messenger RNA from Octopus sinensis (East Asian common octopus), 504 nucleotides. RefSeq names its product prostatic spermine-binding protein-like. The transcript is spliced from 4 exons. NCBI's taxonomy places the organism in Eukaryota, Metazoa, Mollusca, Cephalopoda, Octopoda, Octopodidae. The coding region runs from base 1 to 504 and encodes 167 amino acids. The record is from RefSeq and is a predicted model, not a curated record.
AUGAAGAAUCGCCUGAAAGAUGCUUCUCUGCAAAAAAAGCUAAAUGGAGCAUUUCUUCACAUUGAAAAGGCUUUGGAAAUCUUUAAGCAGCAAGAUGCUGAUUUUGAAAGAUGCUCAACUGUUGCUGCAAAUUUAAUGAGAGGUCAUAGAUGUUAUAGUGAAAUCUACCGUGAAAUUAAGAAGGAAUGUUUUCAACAAACAAAUUUAGACAAUAUUUUAACAGAGAAAACUAAUGCGGACCAAACAUCAAAACAAGAAGAAAGUCAACAAAUAGAAUUGACAUGUCACUUAUAUCGCAUAGACACAAAUGUUGAAACAGACAACCCAGAAGAUCAAGAAUUCUUGAGAGAGUGUGAAAAGGAGAAAGCGGAUGCUGUCACUGAUUAUGAUGAGGAUGAUGUUGAUAAGGACGGUGGUGAGGAUGAGGAGGGUGGUAGUGGUGAAGAUGAUGAUGAUGGUGGGGGAAAUAAUGGUGAUCGUGUUGAUCGUGAUCAUGAUGAUUAA